UCCACGGUUCUUGUUUACCCUGAAAAUAACGUUUUUAAACGCAUUAAAAAGAUUAAAACUGACAUUAAAUAAAAAUGAAGGAGGGUUUCCACCAAGGAGACGGUUAAAGUUAAUUAUUAUACAGCGUCUCAUGUAGGUCAUGUAGGCAGUAAAGACCUGCCCUGAUGAGGUGCAGCCGGGCAUAAAAGAGGCUGCAGGUUUCAGCUGAAUCAGGAGAUCCUCUGGAACCGCUGGUUCUGAACCAGAACCUGUAGACUCAGUGGAUUUCUCAGAAUGUACGGCCAGAAUCAGGGGAACCAGUACCCAGGUGGGUACCCCAACCAUCCUCAGCAGAUGCCAGGAGGUAACCCUGCGUUCCCUCCGCCGAUGUCGAACUGCCCUCCUGUAGCUGGACAUCCGGGACACGCACACGGACCUGGACACGGUCCCGGUCCCGGGCAAUGCCCCCUAAAGUGCCAGAGCCAGUGCAAGGGUCAGUGUCACGGAGAUGGACACAAAGAUAAGAAAAAACACAAGCACAAGGACAAGGGGAAGCACAAGCACAAGGACAAGCAUGGCCACAAACACAGCCACUGCCACAAGAAGGGAAAGGACAGCCACGGGUCCUCCAGCAGCUCCUGCAGCAGCAGCAGCAGCAGCAGCGACUCGGAUUAAAUGGAAACAUUCUUGGAUCUGAAAGAACCAUCAGUUCUCGGGGUCCUGCUUCCUUCUACAUCUUCUGGUUUUGUUGUUUUCUAGCAUAGAGAUGUUGUCAGUUAAACCUAUUAGAGGCACCUGAUCUGAUUCCUGUCUGAAAAAAACUACUGAACCGUUGUGAGAAAGGCACUUUUCUCUAAGAAAAACCUGAUCCUGGAUGUGUUUGCUGUGGCUUUCUGAGCUGGAAAAAAGUAAUUUCAGUGCAUGAUGAAUGUCAAUAAAUUUAUUUUACUGCCACCCAC
Messenger RNA from Fundulus heteroclitus (mummichog), 938 nucleotides. RefSeq names its product proline-rich protein 13. The coding region runs from base 274 to 654 and encodes 126 amino acids. The transcript is spliced from 4 exons. Lineage: Eukaryota; Metazoa; Chordata; Actinopteri; Cyprinodontiformes; Fundulidae. The record is from RefSeq and is a predicted model, not a curated record.